Gymnodraco acuticeps is the source of this 4650-nucleotide messenger RNA. Its product is annotated as NLR family CARD domain-containing protein 3-like. The coding region runs from base 628 to 4269 and encodes 1213 amino acids. Gene Ontology annotation, molecular function: protein binding. Lineage: Eukaryota; Metazoa; Chordata; Actinopteri; Perciformes; Bathydraconidae. The record is from RefSeq and is a predicted model, not a curated record. The transcript has 13 exons.
UAAACUGGGGACUGAAUAGGCUCUCGGACAAUCACGGGGAACCUGACAGAGCCAGCGUGUGUCAUGCGGUCUCCUGAUUGGCACAGCAGCAAUAGGGGCGGGUCCUCCCCUUUGUGUACACGAGGCCUGGUGGGACAGGACCGGGGUAGUCUCCUGCUGUGAGUGAACCGGCGCCUAGCUUGAGAUAGCUACUGUGUGUAGCUGAAUGCGUGCAUUGCUGACUAAAAGAUAACGUCUUCUGCCUCCAUUUCUCCGUUCGCUACAAUAUGUUGGAUUCAUGUUAAUGUGCAUUUAAAGACAUUUCAAUUUGUGGGAAAAAGUUUUAAGAAAUAUAAAAAAUUGUCUAAUCAACCAAAGAUUUCGCGACCCCCCUGCAGUACCUCCGCGGACCCCCUGGGGGUCGCGGACCCCCUGUUGAAGACCUCUGCAUUAGAGGGUCCGUUAGCACCACCUAGUGGACAGCUGGUAGAACUACACCACCUCUCACUGACUGGGUUUCUGACUGAAGAAGAGUUUCCUCCUCAUGUGAAGCCGUCUCAAUUGACCUGAAGGGAAUUCAACAGGUUCGACACCACAACAGAUCCUCCAGGAAUCUCCAGAGGACGUUUGAGCCUGCCAACCUGCAAGAUGGAAACCACUGAUCCAAAGAUCCCCCGUGAGAGACCAGACCCUCCUGGACCUGACCCUCCUGGACCUGGACCUGGAGCUGGACCCAGCUGUGUGUCCUUGAAGAGGGGAAACUCUAUGCCUCGACCUAUUGGGUUUAAAGCUGGAGAGCAUGAUGAUAGUCCAGAGAUCCCCCAUGAGAGACCAGACUCUCCUGGACCCAGCUGUGUGUCCAUGAAGAGUGGCCGGUCUAUGCCUCACCCUAUUAUGUUUGGAAAUGGAGAGCAUAGCGAUGGACCAAGGAGACCGGACUCUCCUGGAUCCAGCUCUGAUUCCAUGAAGAGUGAAUCGACUCGACCUCCAUCGUUUGAAGAUGGAGAGCAUAGCGAUGGACCAAGAGUUCAUCAGCAGAGAUCAGAGGGUCCUGGUGGUCAGUCUGCCCAGCAGCAUCAAACUCACCUGGACUCCAUAUUUAAUCUGCUGGAGGAGAACAUCAUUACUUUUGUGAAGAACGAGCUGAAGAAGAUCCAGACAGUCCUGACUUCAGAUGACCCAGAAUGCUUAGAGAGUCAGGACGAGGAGGUGUUGGACUGUGAGGAUGAAGAACAGAGGAGGAGCAGAGAGGCAUUUCUGAACGUCUCACUGCACUUCCUGAGGAGCAUGAAGCAGGAGGAGCUGGCUGACCGUCUGCAGAGCAUAACUGCUGCUGCAGUCUGUCGACGUAAACUCAAAUCCACCCUGAAGGAGAGGUUCCAGUGUGUGUUUGAGGGCAUCGCUAAAGCAGGAAACCAAACCCUUCUGAACCAGAUCUACACAGAGCUCUACAUCACAGAGGGGGGGUCUGCAGAGGUCAAUGCUGAACAUGAGGUCAGACAGAUUGAAACAGCAUCCAGGAAACCACACAGACCAGAAACAUCCAUCAGACAAGAAGACCUCUUUAAAGCCUCACCUGGAAGAGAUGCACCAAUCAGAGCAGUGCUGACAAAGGGCGUGGCUGGCAUUGGGAAAACAGUCUUAACACAGAAGUUCACUCUGGACUGGGCUGAAGGCAAAGCCAACCAGGACAUCCAGUUCAUAUUUCCAUUCACCUUCAGAGAGCUGAACGUGGUGAGAGAGAACAAGUACAGCUUGGUGGAACUUAUUCAUCACUUCUUCUCUGAAACCAGAGACGCAGGAAUCUGCAGGUUUGAUCAGUUCCCGGUCGUGUUCAUCUUUGACGGUCUGGAUGAGUGUCGACUUCCUCUGGACUUCCUCAACACUGAGAUCCUGACUGAUGUCACAGAGACCACCUCAGUGGAUGUGCUGCUGACAAACCUCAUCAGGGGGAAGCUGCUUCCCUCUGCUCGCCUCUGGAUAACCACACGACCUGCAGCAGCCAAUCAGAUCCCUCCUGAGUGUGUGGACAUGGUGACAGAGGUCCGAGGGUUCACUGACCCACAGAAGGAGGAGUACUUCAGGAAGAGAUUCAGAGAUCAGGAGCAGGCCGGCACCAUCAUCUCCCACAUCAAGACCUCACGAAGCCUCCACAUCAUGUGCCACAUCCCAGUCUUCUGCUGGAUCUCUGCUUCAGUUCUGGAGGAGGUGUUGAAAACCAGAGAGGGAGGAGAGCUGCCCAAGACCCUGACUGAGAUGUACAUCCACUUCCUGGUGGUUCAGUCCAAAGUGAAGAUCAUCAAGUAUGAUGGAGGAGCUGAGACAGAUGCACACUGGAGUCCAGAGAGCAGGAAGAUGAUGGGGUCUCUGGGGAAACUGGCUUUUGAGCAGCUGCAGAAAGGCAACCUGAUCUUCUAUGAGUCCGACCUGACAGAGUGUGGCAUCGAUAUCAGAGCAGCCUCAGUGUACUCAGGAGUGUUCACACAGGUCUUUAGAGAGGAGAGAGGACUGUACCAGGACAAGGUGUUCUGCUUCGUCCAUCUGAGCGUUCAGGAGUUUCUGGCUGCUCUUCAUGUCCAUCUGACCUUCAUCAACUCUGGAGUCAACCUGCUGGCAGAAGAACCAACAACCUCCUACCGAUGGACUAAAGUCAAACCUACACUAACACAUCUCUACCAGAGUGCUGUGGACAAGGCCUUAAAGAGUCCCAACGGACACCUGGACUUGUUCCUCCGCUUCCUCCUGGGUCUUUCACUGCAGACCAAUCAGAAACUCCUACGAGGCCUGCUGACACAGACAGGAAGUGACUCAGAGACCAAUCAGGAAACAGUCCAGUACAUCAAGAAGAAGAUGGAUGAGGAUCUGUCUCCAGAGAGAAGCAUCAACCUGUUCCACUGUCUGAAUGAACUGAAUGAUCGUUCUCUAGUGGAGCAGAUUCAACAGUCCCUGAGUUCAGGAAGUCUCUCCACAGAUAAUCUGUCUCCUGCUCAGUGGUCAGCUCUGGUCUUCAUCUUACUGUCAUCAGGAGAAGAUCUGGACGUGUUUGACCUGAAGAAAUACUCUGCUUCAGAGGAGGCUCUUCUGAGGCUGCUGCCAGUGGUCGAAGCCUCCAGGAAAGCUGUACUGAGCGGCUGUAAGCUGUCAGAGAGAAGCUGUGAAGCUCUGUCCUCAGUCCUCAGCUCCCAGUCCUCUAGACUGAGAGAUCUGGACCUGAGUAACAACGACCUGCAGGAUUCAGGAGUGAAGAACCUGUGUGCUGGACUGGAGAGUCCACACUGUGAACUGGAAACUAUUAGGCUGAGCGGCUGUAAGCUGUCAGAGAGAAGCUGUGUAGCUCUGUCCUCAGUCCUCAGCUCCCAGUCCUCUAGACUGAGAGAGCUGGACCUGAGUCACAACGACCUGCAGGAUUCAGGAGUGAAGCACUUGUCUGCUGGACUGGGGAGUCUACUCUGUGAACUGGAAACUCUCAGGCUCUCAGGUUGUCUGGUCACAAACAAAGGCUUUGCUUCUCUGACUUCGGCUCUGAUCUCCAACCCCUCCCAUCUGAGAGAGCUGGACCUGAGCUACAAUCAUCCAGGAGACUCAGGAGAGAAGAUGCUGUCUGCUCUACAGGAGGAUCCAGACUGCAGACUGGAGACUCUCAGGACCGACCAUUGUGGAGAGGACAGGUUAAAACCUGAUGUGAGGAAAUAUUCCUGUGAACUCACACUGGACCCAAACACAGCACACAGAGAACUCAAACUGUCUGACAACAACAAGAAGGUGACAUGUGUGAGAAAGAAGCAGAAACAUCCUGAUCAUACAGAGAGAUUUGACUUCUGUUCUCAGCUGAUGUGUAGAGAAGCUCUGACUGGUCGCUGCUACUGGGAGGUCGAGUGGAAAGGAGGGGUUUCUAUAUCAGUGACUUCCAGAGGAAUCAGGAGGAAAGGAAAGAGUGAGGAGUCUCAGUUUGGAGGGAAUGAUCAGUCCUGGUCUCUCAAGUGCUCUAAUGGAGAGUUUUCUGUCAGACACAAUAACAAUAAAACAGUCCUGCCUCUCUCCUCCCCCUCCUCCUCCUCCCCCUCCUCCCCCUACUCUCCCUCCUCCUCCUCCUCCUCCUCCUCCUCCUCCUCCUCCUCUGGUAGAGUAGCAGUGUAUCUGGAUCAUCCUGCUGGCUCUCUCUCCUUCUACAGAGUCUCCUCUGACUCACUGACCCACCUCCACACCUUCAGAACCACAUUCACUGAACCUCUCUAUGCUGGGUUUGGGUUCUGGCCACAUGACUCCUCAGUGUCUCUGUGUCCUCUGUAGGAGGAGACCACUUCCUGUCCUGUGGUAAUGUCUCUGGUCUCGGGGGACAUUACAUGAGUGUAGCAAGAGAUAUCUUCUAGUUGUGUGGUUAACAUGUUGGUAGUGACGCGGCUACACUUUGGUUAACAUUUGGACCUAUGAUUGUGCCUUUACAGCAUUUAGUUGUAAUGCUCCCUUUAUCUGCAAAAAUGUCCAGUAAUCACACUUUUUAAUAAAUGUUUUUUCAAUGUAUUCAAAUGUGUUUUUUAAAUGUGUCUUUUGCACUUUGUCGUAAGUAUUUGUUUUUAUAAAGCACUUUGAAUUGCCUUGUUGAUGUGCUCUAUAUAUAAACUUUAUUUUACUGGCAGAAAUGUUUAUUUUCUUUCUAAAAUAGUGAAAUGA